Trifolium pratense (red clover) is the source of this 1717-nucleotide messenger RNA. Its product is annotated as DExH-box ATP-dependent RNA helicase DExH9-like. Bases 653 to 1225 code for a protein of 190 amino acids. The transcript is spliced from 5 exons. Gene Ontology annotation, biological process: maturation of 5.8S rRNA; RNA catabolic process. The record is from RefSeq and is a predicted model, not a curated record. Gene Ontology annotation, cellular component: nucleus. NCBI's taxonomy places the organism in Eukaryota, Viridiplantae, Streptophyta, Magnoliopsida, Fabales, Fabaceae. Gene Ontology annotation, molecular function: RNA helicase activity.
AGUUAAAUCCCUUAACUUAGAAUUAUACGCUAGUGUGUUCUUUUGUUCAUUCAAUUCAUUCCCAUAUGCAGUGUUCAUUCAAUUCUCCCAAAAGCAGUGUGUCUUCUUCAUCUUCUUCGUCCCACAAAUCCCACAAAUCCCAAAUCGUUAGACUUCGAAAUCCCAAAUCAUAGCAUAAAACUCUUUGAAAUCCCUAAAUCCCAAAUCCCUAAAUCCCAAAUCACAGCAAACACGUAAAAUUAUUCUCUUUGAAACCCUAAAUCCCUAAAUCCUCUUUCACUGUAAGUCAAUUUAGAGUCUUCUAAACCUCCCGAACAAACCGAUUUCUCCUCCCUCCCUUACGACGUUCUCAACAAAAUCGCAUCCUCCUUCGACCAGCCGAAUCUCCAAUCAGCUUCUCUAGUAUGUCGGUCAUGGUCGGAGGCGUUACGGCCAUUAAGGGAAGCGAUGAUGAUGCUUAUGUGGGGGAAACGGUUCAAGCACGGUAAACGAGGUGUUCGUUAGAAUAUAGAGAAAGCGCUUGAUAUGUUUACCAAAGCUGCUGCUCGUGGUUCUACUCUUGCUAUGGUGGAUGCUGGGCUUAUUUAUUGGGAGAGAUGUGAGAAGGUGAUAUUCAUCUGAUGUGAGUUGAUUAUAAGAACUCAAUGGAGAAAUGGUUUGGGAAGAGAGCAUUGUUAUGUCGCCAAAGAAUGCCCGUUUUGUCUUCCUAUCUGCCACUGUCCCUAAUGCCAAGGAAUUUGCUGAUUGGGUGGCAAAGGUGCACCAACAGCCUUGUCAUAUUGUUUAUACAGAUUACCGGCCAACUCCCCUUCAACAUUAUAUUUUUCCUUCUGGAAACGAGGGUCUGUACUUGGUUGUUGACGAAAAGGGAAAAUUUCGCGAAGACAGCUUUCAGAAAGCUUUGAAUGCUCUUGUUCCUGCUGCUGAUGGUGAUAGGAAAAAAGAAAACGCCAAGUGGCAAAAAGGUUUGGUGCUGGGCAAGGCUGCUGAAGAAAGCGACAUAUUCAAGAUGGUGAAAAUGAUCAUCCAACGUCAAUACGAUCCCGUUAUACUGUUCAGCUUUAGCAAGAGGGAGUGUGAAUUUCUUGCAAUGCAGGUUUCAAACAUGCUCCCCUUGCUGAAACGGGGAAUUGGAGUGCAUCACUCUGGAUUACUCCCAAUUCUAAAGGAAGUGAUUGAGAUCAUAUUUCAAGAAGGACUAAUCAAGAUAAUCACAAUGCUUUGACAAUUGUUAGCAUAUGGUUCCCAGUGGUUUUCGUAUGUGCGUCACUGUUUUGGACUGUUUAUUUUGGACUAUUUUAGGAUGGUUUUAUGAAGAUCGAAGUGUUCGUUGAUUUUGAAAUGUUGAGAGCAUUGAUGAGGUUACUUGGAAAUUCAACAUCACUAGCUUCAUGUCGUUUUCAUUAGUGGUAAAUUAGUUGGUUCUAUGGAUAGAGUUUUUUUUCAUAUUAAUGGGCUGUAUGCUUGGAAUUAGACUAGAUAUAAUUAGUGAUAAUGUUAAGCAUUGACUUUUAAUGUGUUGAAUGUAACUUGUUAGGAAUUGACAAUGACUUGUGGAAAAUAUAUUCGGAAUUAUGUCAAUUUUCUUUUGCGUUAUUAGCUACUAGUAAUUUCUAGGUUGUACGUAUAAUUUCUGCGCCGGAAGACCAUAUAAUUAAUAUGCAGGCACAGGAAGCUACAAAAAAACGAAAAAAUGAAAAAAAAAAAAAAAAACUAA